Acanthisitta chloris (rifleman) is the source of this 873-nucleotide messenger RNA. It is a transcript of the gene CAMK1D, whose product is annotated as calcium/calmodulin-dependent protein kinase ID. Gene Ontology annotation, biological process: peptidyl-serine phosphorylation. The transcript has 9 exons. The record is from RefSeq and is a predicted model, not a curated record. Gene Ontology annotation, molecular function: calmodulin binding; ATP binding; calcium/calmodulin-dependent protein kinase activity. Bases 1 to 873 code for a protein of 290 amino acids. Gene Ontology annotation, cellular component: intracellular anatomical structure. Lineage: Eukaryota; Metazoa; Chordata; Aves; Passeriformes; Acanthisittidae.
AUGCAGCUCGUGUCUGGGGGAGAGCUGUUUGACCGCAUCGUGGAGAAGGGAUUCUACACGGAGAAGGAUGCCAGCACCCUCAUCCGCCAGGUCCUGGACGCCGUGUACUACCUGCACCGCAUGGGCAUCGUGCACAGGGACCUCAAGCCCGAGAACCUGCUGUACUACAGCCAGGAUGAGGAGUCCAAGAUCAUGAUCAGUGACUUUGGGCUGUCCAAGAUGGAGGGCAAAGGAGAUGUGAUGUCCACAGCCUGCGGGACGCCCGGCUAUGUCGCUCCUGAAGUGCUGGCCCAGAAGCCCUACAGCAAAGCCGUGGACUGCUGGUCCAUCGGGGUCAUCGCCUACAUCCUGCUCUGUGGAUAUCCUCCUUUCUAUGAUGAAAAUGACUCCAAACUCUUUGAGCAGAUCCUUAAGGCAGAGUAUGAGUUUGACUCUCCGUACUGGGAUGACAUCUCCGAGUCUGCUAAAGACUUCAUUCGGAAUUUGAUGGAGAAGGACCCCAACAAAAGAUACACCUGUGAGCAGGCAGCAAGGCACCCCUGGAUUGCUGGGGACACAGCACUCAGCAAGAACAUCCACGAGUCAGUCAGCGCUCAGAUCCGCAAGAACUUUGCCAAGAGCAAGUGGAGACAAGCGUUCAACGCCACGGCCGUGGUGCGGCACAUGAGGCGGCUGCACCUGGGCAGCAGCCUGGACAGCGCCGGCGUGCCCAGCACCCUCAGCCUGGCCACGCCACUGCCCGAGGCCACUGCCCACAAGGACUGUGAGUCUCCGUCCCCUCUGUGCAGCCGGGUGGCGUCCGCGCCGGGGGUCGGGGGGGAGCGCAGGCCGAGGCCCAGCACGGUGACCACGGUGCUCACGGGCAGCAAGUGA